AUUCACAAAUAAGGGAACUUUUUGAUAAAGAUAAGGCCAAACUUUCCUUUCUCAAAUGUUCUGCUUAAGUCAUUCUAACCUGCAAGAACAUCCAAUUCAGUGAAAAGCUGCAGGUAGAAGAAUCGUAUAAUAGUCGAAUCAGUGAGGUUCAGGUCAUCCAUCAUCUGCAUCGGUUGCUAGCUGAACAGGCAAAUGGGUUUCAGAGUAUUAGCAUUUUCUUUUCUUAUGAUCUUUGUCUAUUUCAGUGAACCUGCAUCUUCACAUCCUAAUCAGAAGACCUUGCCAUCUGAAUUUGUGCAGAGGAGGCAGUUAGAAGAUGAGGGAAUAUAUGGACGCAAGUUAGAAGGAGGCGGUGCUCAUGGAGGCAGUCAUGGUGGCCAGUCACAUGGAGGGGGAGGAGCAGUUAUGCCUAUAUAUGCAGCGGGGGCUGCAAAACAACAUCAGAGUCAUCGCGGUGCUGCCUGCAAUCUUAACAAAAUCAAAAUUUCUACUAUGUUUAUGAUGACUUUUUGUCUAUUUUCUCAUACUGUUUUUCUGCUAAUAUAGAAAGCACAAUAACAGUUUAUUGUAUAUUAUGCAACAACUGUUACAGGUUCUUUUCAACGAUAGUGUUUUCUAAGGACCUAAUGAUGUACUAUUUUGUUCAAUUUGAAUUUGUGACACCAUGCAGAAUGUAAUCAGUUAGUGAUGAUGAUGAAUAAGAUGUUUUAUUCAGUUUGCAA
Messenger RNA from Lotus japonicus, 722 nucleotides. RefSeq lists its product as uncharacterized. The record is from RefSeq and is a predicted model, not a curated record. NCBI's taxonomy places the organism in Eukaryota, Viridiplantae, Streptophyta, Magnoliopsida, Fabales, Fabaceae. The transcript has 2 exons. The coding region runs from base 193 to 546 and encodes 117 amino acids.